Rhineura floridana is the source of this 3835-nucleotide messenger RNA. It is a transcript of the gene PITRM1, whose product is annotated as pitrilysin metallopeptidase 1. Bases 215 to 3340 code for a protein of 1041 amino acids. Gene Ontology annotation, biological process: protein processing. Gene Ontology annotation, cellular component: mitochondrial matrix. The transcript has 27 exons. Gene Ontology annotation, molecular function: metal ion binding. NCBI's taxonomy places the organism in Eukaryota, Metazoa, Chordata, Lepidosauria, Squamata, Rhineuridae. The record is from RefSeq and is a predicted model, not a curated record.
GCGGGAAGAGGCGGAGCUCCCCAGCCGGCUCCGGGGCCGUCCCGCGCCCAAGCGACCACUCCGCGGCAGGCCGGAGUCAGCCCGGCGCUUCGCGGUAGGAGGGCCUCGCCGCGCAUGCGCUCCACGGGUACGGCCCUGGCCGCAGCAGUAGAAACGCGACUGCCUCUGCCAUUUUUUUCUGCGGUGGCGGCUGCCGGGAAGGUCGCGCUUCGUCAUGUGGGGCCGGUAUAGCGCUGCGGGGCGGCGACUGGCACUGAGGAGUCUCGGCCGUGUAUAUAGUGCCAGACCAUUUAAUCAGAGACUGUGGCGAUGGAAAAGCAGUUCUGCUAAUGAAAAGGCACUGCAGUACAAAACUGGAGAUCACAUGCAUGGAUUCACAGUAAACCAGGUGACAGCCGUACCUGAGUUAUUCUUAACUACUGUCAGCCUCAGCCAUGAUAAGACAGGAGCCAAGUAUUUGCACGUGGCACGAGAAGAUUCCAAUAAUCUAUUCAGUGUUCAAUUCCGUACCACCCCCAUGGACAGUACGGGUGUCCCCCAUAUCCUUGAACACACUGUGCUUUGUGGUUCACAGAAGUACCCUGUCAGAGAUCCUUUCUUUAAAAUGCUCAACAGGUCGCUCUCCACGUUCAUGAACGCAUUUACAGCUAGUGACUAUACUCUCUACCCAUUUUCCACGCAAAAUCCCAAGGAUUUUCAAAAUCUUCUGUCUGUAUACCUGGAUGCUGUGUUUUUCCCAUCUUUGAGACAUCUGGACUUCUGGCAGGAAGGCUGGAGAUUAGAACAUGAGAAUCCAACAGACCUCCAGACAUCAUUAGUCUUCAAAGGAGUUGUUUUUAAUGAAAUGAAGGGAGCAUUUACAGACAAUGAGAGAGUAUUCUCUCAGCACCUUCAGAACAAAAUUCUCCCUGAUCACACAUAUGCAGUUGUGUCUGGUGGUGACCCACUGAAGAUCCCUGAUCUUUCCUGGGAACAGCUGAAGCAGUUUCAUGCAACACAUUAUCAUCCCAGUAAUGCAAGGUUCUUCACUUAUGGUAACUUCCCACUAGAGCAACACUUGAAACAAAUCCAGGAGGAAGCCCUGAGUAAAUUCCAGAAAAUUGAGCCAAAUACGGCUAUCCCGCCACAACCACUCUGGGAUAAGCCUAGGGAACACUGUGUGACGUGCGGCACGGAUUCGCUUGCUACAGAUUCUGAGAAGCAGACAAUGGUCAGCGUGAGCUACCUCCUGGCAGACAUUACAGAUAAUUUUGAAACCUUCACACUAAACCUUUUGUCUUCGCUGUUGGUUGGUGGUCCCAAUUCUCCUUUUUAUAAAGCUUUGAUCGAGGCUGGUCUGGGUACAGAUUUUUCACCAGAUGUUGGGUUUAACAGCUCCACAAGAGAAGCUUAUUUCAGUGUCGGCCUUCAAGGGAUUGCCGAAGAAAACAUUGAGACUGUCAAGCAAAUUAUUUCCAGGACUAUUGAUGAAGUUAUUGAGGAUGGAUUUGAGGAAGAAAGGAUUGAAGCCUUGCUUCGCAAAAUUGAAAUCCAGAUGAAGCAUCAAUCAACUAGUUUUGGACUUGCUUUAACUUCGUAUAUUGCCUCGUGCUGGAACCACGAAGGAGACCCCGUUGACCUUUUAAAGAUUGCCGAGAAAGUGGCUCGGUUCAGGCAGUGCCUCAAAGAGGAUCCCCAGUUUCUUCAGAAAAAAGUGAAGCAGUACUUUAAGGGUAACCCCCACAGGCUGACGCUGUCAAUGAGUCCAGAUGGAGCUUUCUAUGACAAAAAAGCAAUGAUGGAAGCAGCAAAACUGAAAGAGAAGAUUGAAGCUCUUUCUGAAGAAGAGAAGAAACAAACGUAUGAAAAAGGGCUGGAGCUGCUUGAUCUGCAGAGCAAGCCUCAAGACACUUCCUGCCUUCCAGCCCUGAAGGUCUCGGAUAUUGAGCCUAGGAUUACGUUUACUGAGCUGGAGACGUCGAUUACAGCUGAGGAUGUCCCUGUCCAGUACUGUGCUCAACCCACAAAUGGCAUGGUCUAUUUCAGAGCUGUUUCCAGUCUGAAUACCCUCCCGGAGGAGCUCCGACCUUACGUCCCGCUUUUUUGCAACGUCAUCACCAAAAUGGGGUGUGGAGCUCUCAGUUACAGAGAACAGGCUCAAGAAAUAGAUCUGAAAACUGGUGGCCUUUCUGUCAGCCCUCAUAUCACUGCAGAUGACUCCCACUUGGACAUAUAUGAACAGGGUGUGCUAUUUUCUUCUCUGUGCCUGGAUCGACAUCUGCCCGACAUGAUGCACAUCUGGAGUGAAAUAUUCAACAACCCCCACUUUGAAGAUGAGGAACACUUCAAGGUCUUGGUUAAGAUGACGGCUCAAGAGCUGUCGAAUGGAAUCCCCGAUUCCGGGCACAUGUACGCCUCGAUUAGAGCCAGCAGAACCCUGACGCCUGCAGGCGAGUUGCAAGAAAUGUUUAACGGCAUGGAGCAGGUGAAACUGAUGAAGCGGAUUGCAGAAAUGUCUGAUAUUAAGCCAGUACUCCGCAAAUUGCCACGCAUCAAGAAAUACCUCUUAAACAGCGACAACAUGCGAUGCUCGGUGAAUGCCACCCCUCAGCAGAUGCUCCAUGCUGCAAAAGCUGUAGAAAGUUUUUUAAAGGGUAUUGCCAGGAGUAAAAAGGAACGUAAGCCCACCCGCCCCCAUGUGAUUAAGAAACCUUCAGAUCCCAAAACUGCUGGCAGUGAAGCACUUUCUUGCUCCCAGAUCCCUAGGAAGCUAAUUACGGAUCCAACUUUCCAACCAUGUCAGAUGAAGACUCAUUUUCUGCUUCCCUUCCCCGUCAAUUACGUUGGCGCCUGUGUUCGGACAGUUCCCUUCAUGGCCUCUGACCAUGCAAGCCUUCGCAUCCUUGCCCGGUUAAUGACUGCUAAAUUCCUGCAUACGGAAAUUCGAGAGAAGGGGGGUGCAUAUGGAGGCGGUGCUCAGCUUGCCCAUAAUGGCAUAUUCAGUUUCUACUCGUAUAGGGAUCCAAAUUCUAUGGCUACCCUGUCUACUUUUGAAAAAGCUGCUGAGUGGGCCAAGGCAGGCAAAUUCACGCAGCAAGACAUUGAUGAAGCCAAGCUUGCUGUGUUUGCAUCUGUAGAUGCCCCCUUAGCUCCAUCGGACAAAGGGAUGAAUAACUUUUUGUAUGGGAUCUCCGAUGAGAUGAAGCAGAGGCACAGGGAGCAUCUUUUUGCCGUCUCCAGGGAUAACUUGAUAGAUGCAGCCAACACGUACCUAGCUGCUGGGAAGAGAACAAAAGGACUGGCUAUUCUCGGCCCAGAUAACCCCUACACUGCCAAAGAUCCUUCGUGGGUUAUACGAUAACACUGUCAGCUUGGUGUACACGAAAUCAAAUAAACCAAUAUAUAUGUGACAAAUACCAAAAUAACUUUGGAUCCUGCUGCUCUGUAACAGUGCUGCCGGGACAAGAAGCCAUUGCACUGUGUCAUAUUAAAGAGUGUGCAGCUGCAGUAGUGUCAGUCUUUCAUUAAACACCUAGAGGUGGGUUUUUGGUUUUUUUUAAAACCCUGACACUCUAGCUUAUGACCCCAGUUUAGCUCAAUCAGUUGAGAUCAUUUGACUGAUUCUAGUUCCAGCUGGAACCACUGUUAGUUCUGGUUUAAUUGAUCAGUGUUAAUUUUAGCUAGAUCAUGCUUAACACUUUGAUAGUAUCUAAAUACAUUAGAGAAUAAUUCAGUUUAUUUGAAAUCAUGUCUAAUAAAUUGUUUUGCCUUUUUAAAAAAACUAUGAUUGACUUUGACAUUCUUCUGUAUUCGUACUUGAAUAUUUUGUGUCAACUUUGUACCAUUAAAUAUUUCC